Molecule: messenger RNA, 831 nt
Organism: Symbiodinium necroappetens
Lineage: Eukaryota; Dinophyceae; Suessiales; Symbiodiniaceae
Source: the annotation of a GenBank genome assembly
AUGAUCGAAUGCAAGAAGCUUCCCCGGAAGGGUGGACGGCGCUGCCUCGGUUCGCCGCAGCUGAUUCUUCCAGAGCCUAGGUCGUUCUCGCAGCGGGGUCGCUUCGGCAAAGACGAGGACGGCUCUUCCGAGACCACCUCGGAGGACGAAGGUGGGCUGUGGGCUUACCUCCAAAGCGAGGAUCUCGCAGCGUCCGCUGCGGCGUCUGCUGCGAGCGCCUCGAAGGCUGCCAAGACGAGACCCCGUGCCCGCGAGUGGGCCCACGAGGAUGAUUGGGAUGUUUCCGGGUUUCAAGCGGAGGUUCCUGAGCCCGCCUUGCACUUUCCUUUCGAGCUGGAUCCGCGGUUUCAGAAGCGUGCUGUCCGCAGGGUGGAGCGGAGCGAGCAUGUCAUGGUGGCAGCGCACACUUCUGCUGGCAAAACUGCCUGGAGCUCGGAGGACUCGGAGGUCGUGGCAGAGUAUGCGGUGGCGCAUGCGCUGCGCUUGGGCAUGCGGACCAUCUAUACAUCUCCGAUCAAGGCACUGUCCAACCAAAAGUUUCAGGAGUUCACACGGCGUUUUGAGGGCCUGGGCUCGGUGGGCAUCGUCACAGGCGACGUGACGGUGAACCCGGAGGCGAGCUGUGUCAUCAUGACGACGGAGAUUCUUCGAUCAAUGCUGUAUCGAGGCGACAAAGGCUUGAACCAGGUCAAGUGGGUCAUCUUCGACGAGGUGCACUACGUCAAUGACGCUGAUCGCGGGGUGGUAUGGGAAGAGGUGAUCAUCCUACUGCCACCGGAGGCGAGGAUGCUGCAAACGGCUGCUGAGAUCAUCGCUUCACCCAUCUCCUGA